UCCUAUCGCAUCAGCUGUUUGAGGUCGCCAAGUGGUGGUCACAGUUUCAACUCCAUUCAGUACUUGCUGCUCACUGACAGCGUAAGUUCAUUGGAAAAUGAAACAGUGAGACAGCGCGAACGAAAGGCUUGAGUCGCUGUUUGCGGAACUAACUCUGAGGCGUAGUGACGAAGCUUCGAUGACGUGGUGGCUGCUAUUUCGUAAGGAAUAAUUCAGAUUACCAAGAUGACGAAAAAUGGGCAUUCAACGACAGUUGCGCGAAACUGUCCCGCUCUUAAUCUCUUCCAGGAGACGCUGGUACGUUUGGCGCUCUUCGCUGUUUACAUGUACUUCGAAUGGAAAGAUCCAUUUAUUCGAAAAAUACAACCUGACGAGAUGUGGCUCUACAGGAACCCUCGUACGGAAAGCUACGUUCCUCUGAUUGCACUAUAUCCUUCGAUGUAUGGUUUUGCGGCGCUCGUGUUCGUGACGUACUUCUUCCACACACGAGAUCUCACCGAUUUCAAGUGUGCAUGGCUGGGAAUCUCACUGGCCGGUACCUUGAAUGGGGUGAUCACCCAGUCGAUUAAGAUAGCCGUGGGUCGUCCUAGGCCAGACUUUUUCUGGCGCUGUUUCCCGGACGGUGUGAUGAACGAGGAUAUGUUGUGCAGUGGAGAUCACCAUUCUAUAAUGGAGGGCCGAAAAAGUUUCCCUAGUGGGCAUUCGUCUGUUGCCUUUGCCUCACUUGGAUUCAUUUCGUUGUAUCUGUUCGGGAAGCUGAAUGUAUUCAACGAGCGAGGUCGAGGGCAGGCUUGGCGAUUGGUUGUCUCCGUGGUUCCACUUCUUGCAGCCACAAUGGUCGCGAUCAGUAGGACAUGUGAUUAUCAUCAUCAUUGGCAGGAUGUUGUCGUUGGAUCCGUGAUAGGACUUAUUGAAGGUUAUCUUUGCUAUCGACAGUAUUUUCCAUCUUUAGAUUCUCGUUAUUGUUAUCUGGCAUACGCUAGUGAUGCUAUGUAUCCAAAUCCGAGCAGAAAAACAACUUCCAAGCCAGAAGCUUCCGGUAUUGAAGUCAACCCCGAAAACGAAAUGUUAGUGGACACUGCAGAGAAGGACAAUAAAUGGACCUAGUUCGUAUGGUAGACGAA
Molecule: messenger RNA, 1124 nt
Organism: Toxorhynchites rutilus septentrionalis
Lineage: Eukaryota; Metazoa; Arthropoda; Insecta; Diptera; Culicidae
Product: phospholipid phosphatase 5
Exons: 4
Coding region: 226-1107 (293 amino acids)
Biological process (GO): phospholipid metabolic process
Molecular function (GO): phosphatidate phosphatase activity
Source: RefSeq, a predicted model, not a curated record